Chara braunii is the source of this 1519-nucleotide messenger RNA. The record is from the annotation of a GenBank genome assembly. NCBI's taxonomy places the organism in Eukaryota, Viridiplantae, Streptophyta, Charophyceae, Charales, Characeae.
GUUAUUAAGAUCGGCCGAGUAUUUUCGCCUCAGAGAGAGGCGGGUUGACUGCCAGAUAUUACGAAGGGUGACCGAGUACAUACGCUGCGAGGAGUCCACGCAUUUCCGAUGUGCGUUUCACGAGCUCUUCCCGUGGCUAUGCGUCAGCGUCUUCUAGCAGACCACGCCCCCUAUUAGGAGGAAGGGAAGUUUUGAUAUUUUGAAUUUGCUGAUUGGAGCGAUUGUCCGAAGGGUCGGCUAGUCAUUGGGCACAACUCUUCUACGAAUCAAAUAGGUGGCUUGAUUAGUUCUCCCGACUUCUUCGUCUUCGAGCUCGUCUCGUUUCUUUCCAAGCUUCGCCCUUGGGUUGUAAACCCUGUCCGUUUCCUGCAGUGCGAUUUGGUGAUUUCACUUCGCGCUCCGAUUCACUGGGAUUUGCUGAUUCCAUUUCGAUCUUCGACCUGCUCGACUACUUUACUCUGCUUGUAACUCUUUGUUUUUUCUUUUCGCGUUUUCUGACUCGGUAAAUGCAUCUGCGAAUGGAAAGGCGACUCACAAGGGGCUGGAAGAGAGCAGUGCAGCAUGUCCCACCCCGCACCCUGGACACAGUGGGGCGAAUGGAAAGUGAAGACACGCGUAACAUCGGAAAAUGUUAUGAUUGACAGGGAAGGAGGAAGCAACGGUGAAAGAGAGGAGAAUCUUCGUGGAAGGAAUCGUGAAUAUUCGGCAACAAGAAUCUGUGCAGCAGAAGCUGUGGUGAUCUACUGCGUGUCUCGAGUUCACAAGGUGUCCAGAUUCACGUUUCACGAUAAUGCAGUCCUUCGGAGCUGAGUUGAUGAGCUAUGAGGGCUAGAUCCUAGACUUGUCUCUGCAGUUCGUUUGAUAGCUGGCUAUUCGGCACGAUUCUUUUGCAUCAGAAGCUUCUUUUUUUUUUUUUUUUUUUUUUUUUGCAGCAGAAGCUAUUCGAGGAAGGAACGGUGAAACUGACGAGUGUUCGAGGAAGUGUGUUCGAGGAAGGAACUGUGAAACUUCGACGAGUUUUCGAGGGAGGAAGGAUCUGUGAACUUCGGCGAGUGUUCGAGGAAGCGACUGUGAUACUUCGAGUGUUCGAGGAAGCAAUUGUGGAAACUUCGGUAUGAAUCUCUGCAGCAGGAUCUGAGGAAGGUAUUGUCAAUGGCCCUCGCUCAACUACACUACAUAGACAGAAGACAGAAAAUAAUAUGGCGGUGAAUCUUUCCAUGUUCUAGAAAAAGAUUCAUUCUCAUUUUGCACAUUUGGUGAGUAGUGGAGCGAGCCCCAAUAAUGUUCGGCAAGAAUCUGUGCAGCAGAAGCUGUGAUGCGUUUCUUGAGGUUCAGAGUUGUACCCAUUCACGAUAAUGCCGAAGUGUAUUUGAAAUUCUUCUCAUAUUAGAGUCGUAUCUUUGGUGGGCAUGCAGUGCUAUGGGGGCUAGGCGGGUGGUAGCUAUUAGCUACCGUCUUCACCGGAAUGGAACGCCUGGUCAUUAUCGCCGCAUCUGGGCUGCAAAUUGCGCCAAGUGUA